Molecule: messenger RNA, 4447 nt
Organism: Meloidogyne enterolobii
Lineage: Eukaryota; Metazoa; Nematoda; Chromadorea; Rhabditida; Meloidogynidae
Source: the annotation of a GenBank genome assembly
UGGUCAUUAAUUUUUCGCCAAUUUCACAAAUAUUUUCUAGCCACUUUUACUUUUUUCCCUGCUAAAUUUCUUGCAACUGACUCUAAAUUAACUCUCUCUAAAUUAAUUUUUUUCACAAUUUACUUAAAUUUAUUUUUAGAUUUUUUUGAAAUAUUUUUUAGCCACUUUUACUUUUUAAUUUUAUCUGUCUUUUACAUUUUUCUCUCAAUAUUUUUUAAUUUCCAUAAAUUUUUAUUUAAAUAUUUUUUUUUAAUUUUUAGAUUAAAUGUAAAUUUAAGGUGAUAUAAAAAAUAUUUUUAUAAAAAAAAUCACCAAAAUGAUCUCCAAAUUAAUUUGUUGUGUUUUGUUCUACCUCAAAAUAUAUUUUACUGUUGCCGAAUUAUUUUCAAGCUCAAAUUCCUCGCCAAUUUCACAAAUUGAUUGGGCUAAUGUUCCAACCCCUCCAAGAUUUAUUCACGAACGGAAUGACCCAAUUACUUAUUUUUCUCUUCAAGACUAUAAAGGGCCUAAUGGAAAUGGGCGACAUGAGAGGGAUGAACACCAAAAUGGAAUUAAUCAUUUACAACACUUUUUGAAGCCAAAAGUUUUUAGAUGUGUUGCUAUUGGAAUUCCACGGCCUGAAUAUAGAUGGCUAAAGGAUAAUUCAACAUUUCCUGUCAAUGUUUACAGAGAUAGAAUAAUUACAAAUUCUGAUAAUGGCUCUUUAAUUUUUACCAAAUUUUUUGAAUCUGAUGAGGGGGAAUAUCAAUGUUUGGCUAGUAAUGAUAAUGGAACUGCUUAUUCUGAGAAAAUUAAACUUUUGUUGGCUUGGAUUAAUCCAUUUCCUGAUUUUGAAGGACCUAAUGUAGUUGAAAUACCUUUGAGUAGACCAUAUGCCCGUGAUUGUACUCCUCCCGAUUCAAAUCCUCCAGCAAUGAUUUUUUGGAUUUUACGUUCUCCUGACAAUGUUAAACACAUAAGUGCAAUUAAUUCUUCUCAUAUUUCGUCGAGUGAAAAGGGUACAAUUUUCUUUCAUUAUGUGCAAGAAAGUGAUUUCAAGGACAAUGCUUUAUACACGUGUGCUGCUUAUAAUCAGGAAUUGAAGGAAUACAAGUUCAGCAACAAUCAAUUCAAUUUUAAUGUCAAAAAAAGACAUGCAACAGAAAAAUUGCGCAAUAUGCCUCCAGAACAACAAUGGGUCAAUCAAUCUUCACCAAUUGCAUUACUUGGACAUAUUCACAAACUUCAUUGUUUUUUCUCUGGAUUCCCAAACCCAACACCAAUUUGGUAUCAUAAUGGAAUAGAAAUUACUUUAGACAAUACCAGAGGCUUUUCUUUUGAAAAUUUUGGAAAAACUUUAGUUUUCAACGUUACUGCUCAACAUAUUGGAAGAUAUGAUUGUAAAUUUGAAAGGCAUGCUUCGAUUGACAGAACUUUUGAUAUUAAAUUAAAUGCGGCGCCUUACUGGUUUGAUCUUCCACCUGCAAGUGUGAACACUAGUGAAGGGGAAACAGUUGUCUUUGAUUGCAAAACGCUUGGUAACCCAACUCCAGUUGUUACCUUUUACAAGAAUGGCGUAGAGUUGCGGAGACCUCGUCCCGGUGAGAAUUGGGUGAUUGAAGGCUCUAAAUUGACAAUAUAUGAUGUGAAAAAGGGUGCUAAUGGUCUGCCUGGAGACAAUGCUGUUUAUCAAUGUAAAUCAGAAAAUAAACACGGAUAUUUAUGGACAAAUUUUUAUUUGAAUUUGUUGGCUUUCCAACCUCAAUUAUUAGAGGAGCCAGGUCAAGUAGAAGCGAUUGAAGGAAAACCUUUUUCACUUCAAUGCAAAUUUUUUUCAUCUCCUCAAGCAACUGUGACAUGGGAAAGUCCUGUACUUGGUGGAGUUCCUUAUAGUACAAAAGUUGAUCAAUUUGGUACUGGAUGGUUGUUGUUUGAAGAGGUGAGAAGAGGAUAUGACGGGGAAUACAAAUGCACAGGUGUCAAUAAAUAUGGUUCUGCAUCUGCUACUCAAAAAUUAGUUGUAAGAAUUCCAACAUUGCUUGAUCCGUUCUCUAAACAACGAAUGGAACAUCGGGCAGGAAUUCCAAUGAAAUUACCUUGUGAGGCCAAACAUGAUCCUGAUUUGGAUGUUCAAUAUAUUUGGACAAUUAAUGGAAGAGAUUUAGCUCAAGCAAAUAAAGAAAUUGGAGGUGGACAUUACCAUGUGACAGAAGAUAAUACACUUGUUAUUGAACAGCCAACACAAGAAGAUAGUGGAAUGUAUACUUGCUUGGUUAAGACUAAAUUGGAUGAAAUUUCGAAAAGUAUAACUGUUAAUAUCGAAGAUGUACCUCAACCUGUCCAUUCAGCACGUAUUUCAAGCUGUAAUAUUGACGAGCCUAUUGUAACAAUUGAUUUUGAGCACUAUGAACCUGCUGAUCGAAUUAAACCUGUUGAAGAAUUUUGGAUUAGAUAUAGUGUUGAUCAGGAGGUUGAUCAAGGAAAAUGGCAAACUUACCCAGUUCCAUUGAAGGCUUUACCACAUGAAACAGUUGGGGAAUCGUUGAGGCUUGUUCGUGGUCAAGUGAAAAUUUUGUUGAAGCCGUUUGGAACGUACACCUUCCAAGUAAUUGCAAGGAAUGCGAUUGGUGACAGUGCCCCUUACAUUAUUGAUGGAACGUGUCAAACAUCCCAAAAACCUCCAACUCGAAAUCCUUCUGGUGUUUGGUUACAAGGAACACAACCAGAUAAUUUAAUUGUGUAUUGGGAACCAAUGCCAAGAGAUGAAUGGAAUGCUGAAAAUUUUGCUUAUCGCAUCUUAUAUCGUCGAAAGGAGGAAGGAGGUGAUUGGAAAAGUAUAACUGUUGAGGACCCAUUUGCUGAUAAAUAUACAAUUGAUUUGGGUGAUGGAGGUGCUAGAGCAUGGGAUCAAUAUGAGGUUCAAGUCCGUGCAAUAAAUGGGAAAGGAGCUUCAACUGUAAUGCCUGAAGUUGUUGAGGGAAGAACUGGCGAGGGAGAACCUGGAGUUACACCAACAAAUUUCCGCUUAAUUCAAGUCACUUCAACUUCUGCAGAAUUUGAAUGGGAUUCAGUAGAUCCUUCCAAAGUACAAGGAAAUUUUAGUGGGUAUAAGAUAACUUAUUGGUAUGAUGAAAAUAGUCUUUUGGAUAAUGAAUCAAAUAACAAAAUACGAAAAGCUCGUCAUAGAAGGGCUGGUGAUUUAUCGAGUGGAAGUGGAAACUUUGAAAGAAAUUCUGUAGUAUUUGCACCAGGCGUGACUCGUGGUACUAUAACUGGAUUGAAACCAAAUUCUAUAAAUUAUGCGGUUAUUUCUGUAUUAAAUGGACAGAAUGAGGGUGCACCAUCACAAGAACUGUCGUUUAGGACAAAAGAGGGAGUACCUACGCCUGUACGCGAUUUACGUGCAUAUCCAAUGAAUAACCGUCAUGCAUCUGAACAUGCUGUUGUUGUGCUUAAAUGGCAUCCUCCGAGAGAACGUAAUGGUCGAUUGAUUAAAUAUACGGUUGUUCAUUGUAGAGCGAGUGAUGGAGAUGAUCCUGAAAGUGAAGAGUUUACAAAUUGUGGUGAACCAGUAGAUGUAAAUAGACGAUUAACUGAACUUCGAAUAAUUAAUCUUCGUUAUAAUACAAAAUAUCGUUUUGAAUUUGCUGCACAUACUGGAGGUGGAAUGGGACUUUUAAAUUCUGUUGAUGCACAUACAUUACCUGAAGCCUUGCAUUUAAAUAUUGAACCUAGCAAGCCAUCACUUUACAAAGAAGGAAUUGGAGAUGAUCAUUUUAACAUAUCUUUUGUUCCUGGACCUUAUGAUUCUCGUGUAGGGGCGCCUGUUGGAAAUUCUUUUUAUGUAAAAUAUCGAGAAACGGAUUCGGGUGAUGAAUGGCUGACAAAAGAACCUCCUCCAGAUGGUUUAACAUUACAAGUUACUGUGGAUAGAUUAACACCUGGAACUAAAUAUGAUGUAAUGACUGUUUCGUUACAAAGGGAUGAAGCUGGAAAUAUUGUUGGACAGACUGAAUCUAGAAUACAUCAUAUUACAACUACUGGAGUUUCACCUCGUAGAGCAACAUUAUAUUGGUUAUUAAUUAUUUUAUUGAUAUUGUUACUUCUAUUACUAUUUAUUUGUAUUGCUUGUUGUCUUUUACAUCAACGUGGACGUAAAUAUUUUGUUGAAGAAAAAGAACGACUUCAUGGACGUGAACCAAUGCUUCCAAAAGACAAACAAUUUGAAGAAUUUGGAAAAACGCCAGAAGAUAUUGAAAAACGUUCUCUUUCGGGACACAUGUGGGGUGGAGAAUCAGAAUCUGAUUCUUUGGUAGCUGAUGUAGAUGAUAAUCAAGGAUAUAAUGAGGAUGGCUCGUUUGUUAAUCAAUAUGGUGCAAAUAACAGGACAGGCCUUGUUCAUUCUGGAUCCGGUCCUGAAGGGUCUCAACAGCAUCCGACUGGAACUGAAUCAACAUCUCGGCGUUAA